Molecule: messenger RNA, 957 nt
Organism: Coprinopsis cinerea okayama7#130
Lineage: Eukaryota; Fungi; Basidiomycota; Agaricomycetes; Agaricales; Psathyrellaceae
Exons: 6
Coding region: 1-957 (318 amino acids)
Source: RefSeq, a predicted model, not a curated record
AUGGCGUCUCAAACAUUCAACCCCCAGAAUCCAGCGUUGGAGAGACGUGUAGAGUUCCUGCAGAAAAUGAAGCGAAUCCUUGAAUUCCUGGACUGUGAGACAGCCAGAUUCGACUUCCACGUUGCCGAUAUUCGACCACACCUGGCAUACAUUGGAGACUAUGCGGAGGACAUAACGGGCGACAACCAAGCCGAAGUGAUUCAAGCAGUGUCGGAAUCAAUGGAAGCAGUGCUGAAUAUGCAGGUGUUGUUGGAGGAGAUGACUCGGGCAGUUCGCGAAGCUCGAGUAUUCGUGAAUUUCUCCCUCUCUCCCUCUCUCUCACUCCUCUACCCACGGCUGCUGACCGUUAACAACAUGGCACCUAACGACUGGGAUGGGUCGCUCGAAGUUGGCUUUGAGAGAGUGUUCAGGGCUCUCUCUGACGCAUACGGGGAUCGUGAGCGGUUUGAACGAUGGCUUUUCAAGAAUGUUGAUAUGUCGUGUGACACGCAGGAGUGCAUUCGCAGCCCCGGCGCCUGUGUAUUGGCACCAAACGACUUUUCGUGCGGAAGGUGCUUAGUUGCCGGUCGCCAUUGCCCUUGGCUGGACGCGUUCGACAUCGCCAUGGUUCAGAAGGAACUGAAACUCGGUUACGGACAAGCUUAUGUCUUCUACUACCAACACUUCGCCAAAAGUCGUCUUUACCAAAACCUUCGACCUCCCAAGGAACCUGUCGAACGCAGCGAGCAUGUACCCAAUGUACCCACCCCAGUACAAUGGGAAGCACGCCUCUCUUCGACCAGGACGGAGAUUAGGCUCGCUCAGGCUGAGUUGGGCAGACGCCAGGAGAAGAUAGAGCAACUUGAGGACGAUCUCGCCGAUGUGCGCGACUCCCUAGCGGAAACGUCGGCAAGCUCGGGGAGUGGGGGAACAUCUUCGUCGUUCAGGAAGACAGUCGAGGCCUUCGGAGAGACUUAG